Molecule: messenger RNA, 975 nt
Organism: Pyricularia grisea
Lineage: Eukaryota; Fungi; Ascomycota; Sordariomycetes; Magnaporthales; Pyriculariaceae
Exons: 2
Coding region: 1-975 (324 amino acids)
Biological process (GO): fumarate transport; succinate transport; transmembrane transport
Source: RefSeq, a predicted model, not a curated record
AUGGCGACAAAGGUCAGCAAAGACGGCAAGCCACCGCCAUCGGCCGCCGUCAACCUCAUCGCGGGCGGCGGGGCCGGCAUGAUGGAGGCGCUGGCGUGCCACCCGCUCGACACCAUCAAGGUGCGGAUGCAGCUGUCUCGACGGGCGCGGCAGCCCGGCGCACCCAAGCGCGGCUUCGUCGCCACGGGCGCCGCCAUCAUCAAGAAGGAGACCCCCUUGGGUCUGUACAAGGGCCUGGGCGCGGUCCUGACGGGAAUCGUGCCCAAGAUGGCGAUCCGGUUCACGAGCUUCGAGGCGUACAAGCAGCUGCUGGCCGACAAGGACACGGGCGGCGUGACGGGCCGAGCGACCUUUUUGGCGGGACUGGCCGCGGGCGUCACCGAGGCCGUCGCCGUCGUCACCCCCAUGGAGGUCAUCAAGAUCAGGCUGCAGGCACAGCACCACAGCAUGGCCGACCCGCUAGACAUACCAAAGUACCGCAAUGCCGCGCACGCUCUGUACACCGUCGUCAAGGAGGAAGGCUUCGGCGCCCUGUACCGAGGCGUGUCGCUGACCGCGCUGCGCCAGGGUUCCAACCAAGCCGUCAACUUUACCGCGUACACCUACUUCAAGGAGAAGCUGUCCGAGUGGCAGCCGCAGUACAAUGGCACCACCCUCCCCGGUUACCAGACCACACUGAUCGGCUUGGUGUCGGGCGCCAUGGGACCGCUCAGCAACGCGCCCAUCGACACCAUCAAGACGAGACUGCAAAAGGCGCCGGCCAUCGAGGGAGUCAGCGCGUUCAAGAGGAUUUCACAGAUUGCCGGUGAGAUGUUCAGGCAAGAAGGCAUGCACGCAUUCUACAAGGGCAUCACGCCGCGCAUCAUGCGUGUCGCACCGGGACAGGCAGUCACCUUUACGGUAUACGAAUACCUCAAGGAGAAGCUCGAGACGAGAGGACCCUUCUCACUUUCUGGCGGCGAGUACAACGACUAG